AUGAAUUCAUCAAAUACUGCAUUACAAAAUCAAUUAAAUUCAUUUACAGCUGACAUGAACUCAGCUCGACAAGCAAUGGGUCAAAGACUAUCAAAUUUAAGUGAACAAUUUACAAAACAAUGUCAAGCCAUUACAAAAAAUUAUGGACAGAAUACUGAAUCAUUUGCUGAAGGAUUAGUUCGUGUUAUUCCUAAUCAAGCAGAAAUAUUAGCUGGACAACAAGAAAUACCAACAAUGUUACAACAACAAUCAGUAGAACUUUCACGUAUUGUAGAAGGAGGAAUUCAACGCAUUGAAGAAAUUAAUAAAAGUUUAACUGAUUCAUUAAAGAAUUCUACAUCAAUAGAAAAAUUAAGAAAAAUCAAAGAAGAAACUCAAACAAUAAAUAAUGUUUUAGCAAAACAAGAAGAUGAAAUGAAAGAAAUUUGUUCAAUGUAUUCAAAUCUUGAACGACGACAAAGAGAAUUAGCAGAAAAGUUUGAGAAAGUAGCAAAAGAAGAUUUACUUCAAGCAAACGUUAGUAGACAAGAUGACCUUAAUAUAAUUCAAAAAGAUGCUCUUAACCAAAAUUUAAAUAAAAAGCAGUCCCUUUAUCAAUCAGAACAACCUACACUUCCUAAAAUCUCUACUACAAAAGAUAUUAUCCAAAAACAAACUGUCCCACCUCAAUUAAUGCAAAACAUUCAAGGUAUUCAACCUUUACCACAACAAAAAAUGAAUAAACAACAACCUCCUUCUAAAAUUCAAGAACAACAAAAGCCAGAUACAAUCCUUAAAAAACAAUCGUCUAAACGUUUAAUUGAUUCACCAUUAGCUAAUAAUGUAUUAGAUGAUUUUUGUAUUGACCAAAUCAGAACCCAAACACACAACCAACCAAUAAUUAUUCAACAAGCUCAACAACCUAAAAAAUCAACUGAAAAUAUUAAGAAAGAGCCAACUGAAGAAAAACGUGUCGAUAUACAAUCUACUGAUACCCAACAAUCAUCAGAACUUAUUCAAAAGGAUAGCCAAUAUGAUCAACAUAUAUUACAACGACCACAACAAAAGAAACCAAUGAUACUACCCUCUGUCCAAAAUAACUCUAUUCCUAGAAGAGGUCAAUUAAGACAAAGACCUCAAAGUAGAGUUGGUGAUAAUAGGCCUCAAAGUCGUAUGGGAGAUACAAGAUCUCAAAGCAGAUUAGGAAAUUGUCAAUCUAAUAGAAUUCCAGAACAACAACAAAUGAAUCAACAAAAACAAAACACACAAGAGUUAAUGGCUAAAUUACAACAACUAAAAGAAUUACAAAAUCAGUUAGAACUUUUACAGAGCCAACAAGAAGAUUUAACUAACACAGAUCCUUAUUAUGAUAAUGAAACAAAUAAUGAAGUCUAUCCUUAUGAUGAAGAGGUAUAUCUAAAUAGUGAGCCAUAUGAUCAAGACCAAUACUAUGACAGUGGAAUUCCAUAUGAUGAUUAUAAUAAUGGCUAUCAACAACCAAGUUACAUUCCUCAACAAAGAAUUAUUUAUGUCCCUAUGCAACAAGUAAUUGAUCCUUAUACUGGCCAGGUUACAAUGCAACCAAUUAGUUAUACACAACCAAUAUAUCAACCACCAUUAAAUCAAUAUGUCAUUCCACCAAUGCAACAAGUAAUGCCACCUACCUAUGGUCCAGGACCAAUGAGGAGACAAAGAAUAAACCCUAUGGGGUAUCGUCCAAUGGCCCCACAACAAAUCAGAAGACAAAAUCAAUCUAUGAGAUAUGCUCAACCAUACAAUUAUCCACUGUAA
Entamoeba dispar SAW760 is the source of this 1770-nucleotide messenger RNA. RefSeq lists its product as uncharacterized. The record is from RefSeq and is a predicted model, not a curated record. Bases 1 to 1770 code for a protein of 589 amino acids. Lineage: Eukaryota; Evosea; Mastigamoebida; Endamoebidae. The transcript has 2 exons.